Molecule: messenger RNA, 2811 nt
Organism: Debaryomyces tyrocola
Lineage: Eukaryota; Fungi; Ascomycota; Pichiomycetes; Serinales; Debaryomycetaceae
Source: the annotation of a GenBank genome assembly
AUGAGCGGAGGGCACCGAUUUAAUAAGAAGUUUAACUCGCUAGAUAAACGAGGACUUGGUGGGCCAGUUCAUCCUGUAAAUCACUUGAGAAGUGGAAAUAGUAAGCAUGGGUCCGUGAGUCCUCCAACUGGGUCUAGGUUCUCCGUCAGGAAUCAAUUGAAGGAUGUAUUUGGUGAUCUGGUGGAUAAUUCAAGGAAUCUCAGAAAGAGCCUCGAGAGUAAAUUGCAUGAUCCAGUGGUUGAAUCGGAUGAUUCUGAUACUGGUGGUAAGGAUGAGGAAAAUAUUAUACGGAUUAAAACAUUAUCCGGCAAAGACGUUUUCAUUUUCAACGGAGAUAUAGACGAAAACCUGGGCGAGAUGCUAGUGGUCCGAUCAAUGCUGAUUAAUGGAGACCUGGUGCAACAGGCUAGACCGGGGGAGUUGACGUUUAGAAUUUCCAUCAACGAUGACUUCUUACUUUUCACUCAAAAACAGAGGAUAAUAGCAGCAAUAUCAAGGAAUCUUGAAUUCAAGAGCAUAAAUUUUAGCAUAAACAAAAGAGCCAUACUAAUUGAGUUAAAUAAUUCGGGUUACAUUUAUUUGAAAUACACCGAGGAUGAUAGUAAUAUUCUUUCGUACUUCUUGAAGAAUAAGCAAUGGAACGUUAACACGCCUACAAGGGUUGUGAAUGACUUACUACUUGAAAAAAUCAGAAUAAUAAAACAAAAGAGAACAGAGCAUUUGAACAAAACUUCAUUGUCCAAGAAUACACAAGAAACAGCAACUCACCUACCAGUAAUAUCACCCGAUGUUAUGUAUGGAAGAACAAGAUCCUCCAAUCGUAUCAGUGGGUACUCAUCACCUAUCACAAACGCAAAUAGUUCAGCUACAAAAUCACGUAACAUAUACGAUGAAGAUUUAGUCAAGCCUAAUAUGGUCCCACAUCUCUUUGAGGUCGAGCUCAAGUAUGUUUUUUCAGAUAAUAAAGUCUUCACUAUAACUUAUUCAGAUUUUAAAACAUUAUAUGAUAACGAUUGGAUCAACGACUCCUUGAUAGAUUUUUUUAUCAAGUAUGAAAUGGACAAGGCGAUUCAUCAAAAGCAUCUAUUCAAACAAUCGGAUAUAUAUGCAUUUAAUUCAUUUUUCUUCACCAAAUUAAUGUCUGGUGAUGAAUUUAAUGAUGAAAUAGAUUAUUACGGUAAUAUCAAGAGAUGGCUUAAUAAACUAGAUCUCAUGAGUUACCCUAAUAUUAUAAUACCAAUUAAUGAAAACUUGCACUGGUAUUGUUGUGUAAUAAAAGGACUACCACAAUUAUUAGAAUCUGCAUUAAAAAAAAAAGAGGCAUUGACAUCUUCGAAUGGUUAUGAAGACAUACAUGAAGCAGAAUAUGAUGAUAGUGCUGAUAUUGACAAUUCUGAAUCUACUGUAACAUCGGCUGUUCUGACAUCUGAAGCUACUACAAAGGUCAGAAAGAUUUAUCAACCGGAGAUAUUUAUUUUUGAUUCUAUGCGCCAGAAGCAUACCAAUAUUCAUUUUCCAUUGAAGAAGUUCAUUAUCGACUACUGUAAAGAAAAAUAUGAUGUCGAUAUUGGAAGAAAUGAGAUACGAGUACAUUCUGCAAAGGUUCCGAAACAAAAUAACUUUAAUGACUGCGGGAUACAUGUUAUUUAUAACGUUAGAAAGUGGCUUAACAAUUCUCAGGAAUGUGAAAGAAUUUGGAGGAGCUCUAAUCUGAGAACUGCCUCUCGGUUACUUUUCAUUGCAGAGGAAAGAAAUGGUAUGCGUAGAGAAUUGAGGAAUAUAUUAUUGAACUUGAAGAAGAAACAAAAAAGCGAACAAAAUGAUGCAUCUGAUGAUAGAAAUCCUCCUCACGCAGACGAUGAUAUAGAAGUCUUAGAAUACACUCCUGUUAUAAGCAACAGAUCUACCAAACUGCCCAAAUUAGAUGAAGAAGAGUUGAAUGCCACUCCCGAGCUAAGUGAAGUUCAAGAAACUCGAACCUUGGAUCCAAAAGCUAGAGACACCUCUAUUCGUGAUAACCAAACAGAUGAGCCGAAUAUAGCUUCAAGAGAUUUUACAGCAAAAAAACAGACACGGGUAGAAAAUGAAAUGUUGAGAGACUCACUUUCUGGCGUUCAUUUAUCUAUCACCCUCAAGGAGGUCCUCAAUGAUUACUUCUCGAAGUAUGAAAACAUUUCUGAUUUACAAUUAGAGAGGGUACUUCAAUUAAGAGACGAGAUCAAUGAAUUGGAUGAUCUGAAAGAUUACGCUUUAAUUAAGAAAUUCAUCACUACUUUUAUCAAAGAGUCUAAUGAUAUCAGGAAUAACGAAUAUGAAAAGGCCAUGCGACCCAAAGAUGAAGACCUUGUGAUUAUGCAUUGUAGUGAUAACGAGGAAUUGAAUCAGAGUGUCAAUGGGUUAUCUUUAUCCAAUGCUUCUGAUGGUAGUAAACAUAAUGAAACACCCAGCAGUAAAAGCAGGUGUGGUUCAAUUACAGCCAUGCAAAGAAACGAACUACCUACCGACUCUAAUGAACUCGUAAAGAGAAAUAGGGACUCAGUAGAGAUAUUAUCUCCUUCCGAAUUUAACAAGGAAACGAAGAUUACAAAUCCUAAUCUUCAUAAAAAUGAAGAUGUUGCAUUAUACAAGGGUUAUAGCAAAAGCGGAAGUAAUGAAGAAAAGCUAUCAAAAGUUCAAGGGACCCACACGCCAAAUCCAGAACAGGCUACAUAUAGUAUGGGUUCACCAAGUACACCAAUGUCUGAAACACUAUUGUUCGAUAAUAGUUCCACAUUGAAAAGACGUAAACUCGACAAGGAAAAGCAUAAGUAG